AUGACGACGCCAUACGCCAAGUUGAAAGCCACGCUCAUCGCCUGUUUUUCAAAGUCAGAAGAAACUAAACUGCGUCAGCUUCUAGAUGGCGAAGCGAUCGGUGACCGAUCACCUUUACAGUUCCUCCACCAUCUUGGUUCAUAUCUUUUUGUGUAUCUAUAUGGGCGGAUGAAAUGCAAGCCUACACCAGUAGGAUACCAACUUCAUGCAGCAAACGGCUCGCUGAUCGAAACAUACGGUUGCAUCACUCUGUCGCUAAACCUCGGUUCACGUCAAGAAUUCACGCGUAGAUUUAUCAUCACUGACGUCACGAAACUAAUCAUUGGUGCCGAUUUCCUGAGCCAUUUUAACUUGUUAAUCGACCUCAAACAUAAACAAUUACGUGACGGCUUCACCGGUCUCCAAACAAGCGUGGAUUCAAUACGCUCGGAUGCAAAGUGCAUCAAAUUAAUUGAAGGUGAUACAGUUUACCAUAAACUGUUAUCAAUCUACCCGGCUAUAACUCGGCCUGAAGAAAUAACUUCAGCCAAGAAGCAUUCUACAGUGCACCACAUCAAGACGAAACCUGGACCUUCAGUUUCGUGUAAAGCGCUACGUUUCGCGCCCAAUAAAUUGAAAAUUGCGCAGGAAGAAUUUCGCAAGAUGGUUCAACUGGGUAUCACACGUCCAUCGACUCGUCCUUGGGAAUCUCCACUCCAUGUUGUACCCAAGAAAUCUGGAGAUUGGCGACUAUCGACCACUCAAUGCGCGUACGAUACACAAUAA
This is a messenger RNA of Microplitis demolitor, 765 nucleotides long. RefSeq lists its product as uncharacterized. The transcript has a single exon. NCBI's taxonomy places the organism in Eukaryota, Metazoa, Arthropoda, Insecta, Hymenoptera, Braconidae. The record is from RefSeq and is a predicted model, not a curated record. Bases 1 to 765 code for a protein of 254 amino acids.